AUGGCUACUCAAACUUCGAAGAACGAAUUCUCAGCAGCAGAUCUGCUGAAUUCAGCUCUGACUUUCAUUAAUCCCAUCGUUACAGCUCCAUUCUCCGCCAUCCAGAAUCUCUUUGACUAUCUGGGAAAGAAUCCCCAGACCGCCGCAGCUCUGAACAAAACUUACUCCCUCCGCGGCAUCUUUAAGGCUGCUGCCACCACGAAUCCAGCAUGCGACCAAAAGCUCACAAUUGACCUCUCGCCCACGCGGAUUGCGAGGAUCCCUUCUGCUAUAAAAAUCGAACUUGCUCCACACGGAUUGGUUGAAAUUCUUGCUUUCUUCGACGCGAUCUCUCAACACUAUGUUGUACAGAUCUUGACCCUUCUCAGCACCAUUGCUGGGCGCGAUCUAAUCUCUUUGCACGCCAAUUUCAAUGUGAACUUUCGGAUCAUUGACUACACCACCGCGACUGCAUCUCCUCAGAGCCUAAACGGCUGCGGCGCGCACACCGACUACGGCACAUUCAGCAUAAUCUUUCAAGACGGCAAUGCAGGCCUCGAGAUGGAGGCGCCUGAGGCACCGGGAACGUGGGUUUCCGUGCCUGGCAAUGCGACUGUACUGCUGUGUGGGUGGUGUGCAGUGGUGCUGAGUGGAGGCAAGGUAAUGGCAGUACGUCACCGUGUUCGACGCGUGCCUGGAGUGCGACGCCUAUCAGCAGUGUUGUUUGUGGCACCAGAUUUAAAUGUAAAGUUGGCGCCCGCAGAGAGAGUAGAUGCAUUCUCAGAUCCGGUAAAUCAGGGUCUUUUUGAUGUGCGAUGGUUCAAGGAGGAGAUGGGGAAGAAAUGGCGAUACCGAGAAGGGAAUGGAAAGCUCGAGGAUGAUGGGCUCGAGCAGGAUCAUGACAUAGGUGAUUUAAUUUGGAAGAGCUUCUAA
This is a messenger RNA of Aaosphaeria arxii CBS 175.79, 912 nucleotides long. RefSeq names its product Clavaminate synthase-like protein. The coding region runs from base 1 to 912 and encodes 303 amino acids. Lineage: Eukaryota; Fungi; Ascomycota; Dothideomycetes; Pleosporales. The transcript is spliced from 2 exons. The record is from RefSeq and is a predicted model, not a curated record. Gene Ontology annotation, molecular function: dioxygenase activity.